Messenger RNA from Rotaria socialis, 1104 nucleotides. NCBI's taxonomy places the organism in Eukaryota, Metazoa, Rotifera, Eurotatoria, Philodinida, Philodinidae. The record is from the annotation of a GenBank genome assembly.
AUGAAUAGUUCUGAUUCACUAAAACGUGUUGUUAAACAACAAAAUCUUGAAGACAUAAGCCAUUAUAUUUAUGCUAUUGUCUAUCCGAUUGUGUUUUUACUUGGUGUCGUGGGUAAUUUACUUUCGUCAUUACUUUUCUCUGUAACUAAACUUCAUCGUACUUCAUGUGGUGUUUAUUUUCUAUUACUUGCUGUAUUUGAUACAAUCGCAUUAAUCGGCGGUCUUCAUCAUUGUUUAAAUAUUGGCUAUCGCGUUGCAAUACCGAAUGCUACCUAUUGUCGCGCUCGAGAUUUUCUUGUAUAUGUAUCUAUGGAUAUGACUUCAUGGAUGAUAGUAGCCAUAUCAGUUGAUCGUUAUCUUAAAGUCAAAUAUCCCAUUACAGCACGAAUAUAUGCUACGCAAAAAUUAGCGACGAUUGUUUCAUCGAUAAUAAUGAUCGUUUUUAUCGUAAAGAAUGUUCAUUUAACAACAGUUUUUAUUGGAGAUUUCAGUUCCAAUGCUGCUGACAAUUGCGAUGCAAAUCCACAUUAUCCAAAAUAUGUAGCAUUUUUUCAUAAUGUUUGGCCAUGGAUUGAUCUGACAACGUAUGCUUUAUUUCCUUUUCUUAUAGUUACAAUAUGUAAUGCAUUUAUAAUUCAUGAUCAAUAUAAACGACGUGUUAAACUUCGCAAACGUAAUCUUGAUCGUUCAUUAAUAACAUUACUUUUAGUUAGUUCUGUUUCCUUAAUUCUUUGUAAUCUUCCAAUAACAAUCCUAGCCGGAGUCUAUACGCACAUUUCAUCGUCAACCAAUACAAAUGACACAUAUGAUAGUGUUGCAUUUGCUUUCGAUCUUUUACGUAUACCAUCCUAUGGAUCUUUAGCAUUCAAUUUCUAUUUAUAUUAUUAUUCAUCCGAUAUAUUUCGACAACAAGUUAUUCUUUUAUUCCAUCGGAUAUUUCGUAUCAAACCAAAAACGAAUGAUAUUGAAUUAACAGAACGAACAUAUCCAGACGCUGGCCGCUAUGAAAAUCGACUCUAUUCAAUUGAUGAAUUUGAUGACUAUCAAACACCAAUGCCAUCGUUGAAUGGCAGCAGUUAUAUUUCGAACUUUUAUAAUCAAUAA